Brassica napus (rape) is the source of this 3386-nucleotide messenger RNA. Its product is annotated as serine/threonine-protein kinase rio2-like. The record is from RefSeq and is a predicted model, not a curated record. Gene Ontology annotation, biological process: protein phosphorylation; maturation of SSU-rRNA. Bases 1 to 1368 code for a protein of 455 amino acids. The transcript has 12 exons. Gene Ontology annotation, molecular function: ATP binding; protein serine/threonine kinase activity. Lineage: Eukaryota; Viridiplantae; Streptophyta; Magnoliopsida; Brassicales; Brassicaceae. Gene Ontology annotation, cellular component: nucleus; cytosol; preribosome, small subunit precursor.
AUGAAGCUUGACGUGAAUGUGCUGAGAUAUCUAUCCAAAGAUGAUUUUAGAGUUCUCACUGCUGUGGAGAUGGGAAUGCGUAACGUCAGUACUUCUCCUCUCUAUUCCCUUUCGUAUUAUCCUGGACUAUUUGACUCUAGUAUUAGCUUUUUGUUUUCGUAUUACAAAGUCCUCAAGAACUUGCUCAAUUGUCUAGAUGAUGGAUUCAGACUCACUUAUUUGGGAUACGACUUCCUUGCCAUUAAAACAUUGGUCAACCGUGGUGUAUUUACCGGUGUUGGUCGUCAGAUUGGUGUUGGUAAAGAGUCUGACAUAUUUGAGGUGGCUCAGGAAGACGGAACUAUUCUGGCAAUGAAGUUGCAUAGACUAGGGAGAACCUCCUUCAGGGCUGUCAAAUCUAAGCGUGACUACUUGAGGCAUCGCAGUAGUUUCAGCUGGUUGUAUCUCUCCCGUCUUGCCGCUCUCAAGGAGUUUGCUUUCAUGAAGGCUUUGGAAGAACAUGACUUUCCUGUUCCAAAGGCUAUCGACUGCAAUAGGCACUGUGUUAUCAUGUCUCUUGUUCAGGGAUACCCAAUGGUUCAGGUGAACCAAUUACAGAACCCUGAGACAAUUUUCGAGAAGAUUAUUGGCAUUGUCGUUCGUUUGGCUGAGCAUGGUCUAAUCCAUUGCGACUUUAAUGAAUUCAACAUCAUGAUUGAUGAUGAAGAGAAGAUUACGAUGAUUGACUUUCCACAAAUGGUAUCUGUUUCACACCAAAAUGCACAGAUGUACUUUGACCGUGAUAUUGAAUGCAUCUUCAAGUUUUUCAGAAAAAGGUUUAAUAUGUCUUUCCAAGAAGAUAGAGAUGAUGAGACGACAGAGGUGGAAGUGGAUGAGAACAGCAGACCAUCUUUCUUUGAUAUAACUAAAGAUGCCAAUGCUUUGGAUAGAGAACUAGAAGCUAGUGGUUUCACUAAAAAGGAGCAGAACGACCUCGACAAAUUUAUUGAAGGUGGGAUGGAGAAGAAUAAAGAUUCUGACGAGGAUGAGGAAUCUGAUGAUGAAGAGGAGACUGUUGAGUCAAAUGAAGAAGGAAACCUAAAUGAAAUGAGAUCACUACAAUUGCAAGAGGAGGUGCAGAAUAGUUCAAAUGGCGUUGAGGCUGAAGUUGAAGUUGAAUUGGAUGAUAAUGAGAAAGACGAAAGCAGUGGAGAUGAAAACGAAGCUGGAAGAGAUGAGGAGCUGGACAAAAAACUGGGGAAGCAAAGACGAAGAGCCAUGGCAGCAGCCAGGGGAGGUAGAAAGUCGCAGUCAUCAAGAAACACAUACAAGGACAAAGGAGGCCGUUCCCAAAACUCAAAGAUCCACACCAACAUGAGCGGCUGGUGAUUAUAAACUUCUUAUACACCAAACAAAACUCUGCAGGAUGUUGAAGAAGCCAACAACAAACUAUGGGCUUAAUGGGCCUUUUAAUAUUUUAAACGGGCCAAAUUUUGAUCUCUUAUUGUCUUUUUCAACAGACAAAAAUCAAAGUUAAAUGAAUACUCAGUUUCUAUAUAUACAUUAGAGAAAAUAUCUCAGAAAAUAAUGUCCAAAUCUGUUUGAUUUUGUUCUGGUGGGGCAAAUCUGAAAAUACAAUGGACUAUAUGAGAAAUACGCUCCCUCAAUAAACAGAAAUAGAAAAAAAUACAUAAUACAACGCAAAGGCUACUAAAUUUUUUAAACCUUUUUAUAAUUCCGAUCUCGCCCGAACCUUCUUAUUAAAACCUCAACAUCUUCUUUUCUCAUCACUCCUCCUCUAAGAUUCAUUUGUCGUCUUCUUCUUAAUCUCCUUUCACUACAAAGAUGAUGAAAGAUGUAUUCAGACCAACCAAAUCCGCUCCGUGCUCUCCCGCAAAGCUACUAGGUAUCUCCCACACUCGGUCUGAAUCAUUCCAUGCCAUCCACAAAGUUCCCGUCGGAGACAGUCCUUACGUCAGAGCCAAAAACGUUCAGAGAUGGACCCCAAGAGAGCAAUUCCUCUAUUCUGGUCCGCCAUUAAUGCCAGAGACAGAGUUGACAGUGCUCUGAAAGAUAUGGCUAUUGUGAUGAAGCAACAAGAUAGGGCAGAAGAAGCUAUUGAAGCUAUUAAAUCUCUUAGAGUCAGAUGUUCAGAUCAAGCACAAGAAUCUCUUGACAACAUCCUCCUAGAUCUCUACAAGGCACUCACUUUACAGCAAAAACAGAACAUCCUCUGUUUUUUCCUCUGUUUCCUUUUGCAAUUGCUUGAGUUUGUAUUGAAACGUUGCAUUGUUGUUCUUUGCAGAGAUGUGGGAGAUUAAAUGACCAGAUUGCACUAUUGAAAGUAACACAAAAUCUUCUCGAUACAAAAAGGUCUCGCCUUUAACGGUAAACGAACCAAAACAGCUCGAUCUCAGGGGAAGAAGUUUCAAUUUUCUGUGGAACAAGAAGCCACACGGCUACUGGGGAACUUAGGAUGGGCUUUGAUGCAAAGAGACAACUUCGUGGAAGCCGAAGAUGCGUACAUGAGAGCUCUAUCGAUCGCACCUGACAACAACAAGAUGUGUAACCUCCGGAUCUGUCUUAUGAAGCAAGGCAGGAUCGAUGAAGCCAAAGAGACGUUACGACGCGUGAAGCCUGCGGUGGUUGAUGGUCCUAGAGGAGUGGAUUCGCAUCUAAAAGCUUACGAGAGAGCGCAUCAGAUGCUUAAUGAUUUUGGGUCUGAGACGAUGAGAAGAGGAGGGGAUGAUAGGGUUGAACAUAGGAGGUUUUUCGACGCGAUGUUUGGGUCUUCCUCUAUAUGGCAGCCUCAGCCUUGUAGAGAACAGAGCCUGAAGCCUAAGCCGAAGCCGGAUUUGAGGAAUGAUGAGUACGAUGAUGAGAACGUGAAGACUAAUGUGAAUGUGAAUGUAGUUGUAAACAACCCAUUAAGGGUUGAUGUUAAACCGUUCUUCUCUUCGAAGCUGAGGAGCAAUAACGAAAAGCUGAAGAGGACUAGAUCGUCUAGCCAAACCAUGGGGAUGUUGAGUUGUGGUGAGGAAUAGACAAAUACGAAUAAAAAAUUGUCAAUGGAGAAAAAAAACAAUAGACUGUGGAUUACCAGACAACAAGGAGUUUGAAGAAGCGAUGAUCAUGACCGUCUUGGGGACUGAGACGAAAGUGGUGGACAAGAAGAGGCUCAAGGUUUUUUAGGACAUCACUUUGUCCUCCCUUAGCCCAAGAGCCUGAGUGUUAUAUCUCAAAUGAUAAUCUCUAACCAAUCUAUUUUCUAAUUUAUUAGUAAAGAAAAAAAGAGAUGAGCUCUUAUUUUCCUUGGGUAAUUUUUAUUAAUGUUUUUUUGGUAGGUUAAAGUUGCUACAUUGUUCACAAUUAUUGUAGUUGAUCAAUAAUAAAAAAGUUGAAAGUUA